This is a messenger RNA of Thelazia callipaeda (thelaziosis nematode), 396 nucleotides long. The record is from the annotation of a GenBank genome assembly. NCBI's taxonomy places the organism in Eukaryota, Metazoa, Nematoda, Chromadorea, Rhabditida, Thelaziidae.
AUGUCAAAGAAUGCUGAUCGAACAGAAAUCGUUUCGAAAACUGAACAACAACUGCAGAAAAAACAAAAUUUCCCGAUUUUAAACAAUUUCUUACCAGUUUUGGAUUCACUGUCACCAAUUGGAAAGAUAAAAUCUGUGGGACCUGGGCCACUUACAUCAACCCCUGCUGCAAAAAGUGGCGAAAUAGCAUUACCUCCAAAGAAGCAGGAAUCUCAAAGUACAGUUUCAUUGGAUUCUGAUUGUGAAGUGAGCAAACACUGGGGUACAUCUGGUUGUGCUGCAAAUCCACGAGUGGACCGAAGUCGUAGUGUGCUUAGUAUUGUAGGUUCGUCAUUUUCCAAGUAUUUUGCAAUGUUUGUUGAUGAAGAUGAAUUUAUCUUUGUUAAAACAACUUAA